CGCGACAACCCGUCGUGGUCUGCAUCCUUCAUCCUUGCCAAGCGGCCAUUUGCCAACCUACCUAUUCUGUAUGAAGGACACAAGACAACACAUUCUCCACGGUAAUCGGAUCUGAGCCGCACUGAACUGUUGUUUUAUUUUCUUUUCCAUUGACAUCCUUGCGCGGCGUCGGCCAUGCCAAUCUUCUCUCAAUCGUUCCAAUUCCAAUUUUAACGGACGCCCAGCCGAACUCCCGACAUCCUUGCGCGCACUGUUUGACGCUCUGGCUUGCCCUGCUGCAGCAGCCAUGUUCUUCGCUUGAUUCUGCUAUGUUGACAAGUACCGAAGGAGAGCCGUAGCGACGGCGUGAACCCGCGGCGUGGGACUUCGGCGGCGGGAAUUGCGGCGGCUAGUUCAGUGUGGCAAGCAGAGUAGGUUUUGAUGCUGCAGCGAGGGUACCAUCUUCGCGUGGGAAGGUAGUCGUAUUGAGUCGGCGGCAGAGGGUUGCCGCUCCCGAAUACAGGCUUCCCUUAUUGGGGUAAUCGCUACAAGAAGAAGGCAUCUAUAAUCUCUUUGCCUCGAGGAAGCUGUAUUGGUCUGGCGGCGCAUUUACAGCUUAAUUUUGCCGUACCGACUUGUUUUUUUUUCAAGUGAAGACAAAAGUGAAUAGUUGUUUUGACAGCCAUGGGAGUUGUGGAGGAACCUUGCCAAGAUGUUAUCCCGGUGCAUCAGCGGGUUUGGCGUUUCACUUGGGCGUUGCUGUCGUUCCUUUUCAUCCUGUGGUUCUUCAUCGUGCUGGGCAUCAAUCAUUGCACCAAGCAGACUAAUCCUAAUGUCGACUGCGCGGUUCCUGGUUUGGGAGUUUUCUCCUUCCAGCCUCUGAGGGAGAAUCCGCUUCUUGGACCUUCCAGAAAGACGUUUAUUCGAUUUGGUGCCCUUGAUCCGAGGAGGAAUUCUCUAAAGAAUGAGCAAUGGAGAAUUUUAACUUGCAUCCCGCUACAUGCCGGCCUGUUCCACAUCUUGGUGAACUUAAUCACUCUCGUUUUUGUGGGAGCGCGGCUGGAAAGAGAGUACGGCACAUUGACCAUCCUUGGAGUUUGGUUUGCUUCGGCGCUAGGAGGUGGUCUUUGGUCGGCGAUACUUCUCGUCCCGGAGAAUGUCUCUGUCGGUGCCUCUUUCCCGACGAUGGGCCUUGUCGGGCUGACAGUUGUGGAUAUGCUUCUGUAUGGAGAUCUGUACGUCAACAAGGUUGUUGCUGCCUAUAGUCUGUUCCUUGUGUCGGGAUUGCAUAUCGUGGUCGGCUUGAUGCCGAACGUCGACAACUGGGGUCACAUUGGAGGCUUCAUCUCUGGCUUCUUCAUCGGUCUGCUGGUUCUGACACGUGUCGAGCCUACUUGUAUGUCGCAAGUGGAAGGGGGUGUGGCUGUCAAGAAAAGGAUUGAUCUUGGCUUCAAACGGCGGGUAGAAAUUUACCGACGACCCCUCCGAAUUGGAGGGACGAUGGUGGUUGGACUUGGGUGAGUGCGAAAGUUUGUUUAUUCUCGCCAUGUGUAUUCUGCUCCCAAGUUUAUUCUCGCCAUGUGUACUCUAAAAAUCUCUUUUUCUUUUUCUUUUAAUAACAAAAACAAAAUCGUAAACAUGUGUCGAUUGUGUAUUCAUUGCCUCCUCCUCUUUUGUAUCAAGAAAAGGACCGACAACACUGGCUGGCUCGCCUGUUCGGAUGAGCCUGAGAAGAGGGUUGACCUGGGACCGCUUGACAGAUGGAACAGAAAGGACGCGGAGGACAAACUCAAGACUAUAUGCAAACGGGCCUGUAGUUAGAGCCCAGCCGAGAGGCCGAUCUCCAGCAUGGCCUUGCCUUGCUAUGUGCUGAGGACUCUUUUUGCCUAUUCCAGGCACUAGACCUGCUCACGCUCUGCCUGAUUGACAGAUGUGCCGAUUGUGCGGUUUCGGUAAAAAGCCCGCCGUGUUUCCCACUAGAUUUCCAGGUAGCCUUUUUCGAGGUAUUCCCACUAGAUUUCUAGGUGAAAAGUGUCAUGCUCCUCGCUCGAGUCAUGAGUUCCUAAGCCCCUGUGUGUGCGAUUCGUGCCGAUAUCGCAAUGAUUGCCGUGGCGGUAAUGGAUGGCGGCCUCAGCCCAUGUGGCUACCGUCUUCAUUCGAAACGAACUCCCGGAAAUUGUCCCUGCAUUUGGACAGAAGAUUGCCCCAAAUACGGCCAUAAUGCCCGGGCGUUAUAUUCUCCCGAAGAUGUAGUCUCUCCAUUGACGAUACCACCACCUCCCCCGGCAAUUUGAAAUGCACAGUUGUAAGUAAGUGGUUCACUUAAAAUGUCCAGCGCUCAGAAAAAUGUAAUGCCUAAAUGUGCUUCCGCUGAUGGAUUGGCCGUGUUGGCAAUGAGAUGCCCCCCUCCUCUGGUAAUGAAGAGUUGGAGUUAUGGGUGUGCGCAUUUACUCAUAUGUCUGAUUCCCCCUGAUGGAUUGGGCGUCUAGAGAGCUUGCUUUGUGUGAAGUUGGAGUCUGGCGAUUAGGUUGAACUGCGGUUUGUUUGUUCCUCCCCCCCCCCCCCCCCCGCCCCUCCCCCUUCUUUUCCACGGUUUUCCCAACUGUCUUUUGGCUUCUGCUUAUGCUUUGGCUUUUGCGGGUUUUAGACAUGAGCACAUAGCGGCGCAGCUUUUAGAAAAGUGUCCCAGAAAAGUAUCCCUGGCAUUGGACGAACUUCAGGUCACAGGUCACAGGUUCAAAUCCUGGAGGAUGCUAAGUUCUUUGGGAGAGUGACCGAGUGAGUGGAUAGAUUUGGGUGAGUGCCAUGCCAGGAAUGAUUUGGUUGUUUGCGAGAACGGUGUUGGUUAGGAAUUCCGAAGUCGCCGUUUCUUGCAUAAGGUGCGUGUCUAGGCUUAAGAAAACUAGGCCCUUUUUUUGGAUAUGGUGUGUGAGCAGAGGCAACGUGGCACGUGGACUUUGCCAUGCCCGUCACGAGAGUGACGAAUUGUCUAUCAUAAGGAAUGUUCUCUGGCAAAUAUAUUGCAUGCGAUCCCAUGUCCGCUGCAGCCAACCAUACAAGCCUACCUCGUCCUUCUUCGAGGUUCAGAUUCCCCCCCUCCACUCUUCUGUAGGGCUGGUUUCGCAUUACGAUGUCAACCAUGUCAAGCUAAGUUUGCGAUAGCUUGCGUGCUUUGAUUGUUCUCCCUUUUUUUUUCUUUUCUUUUUUUUUUCCAUUUUCGUCAUGCCAUAGGAUAGAUCUUCACGAUGUGGCCUUUGUCCUCUUUCUCUUUACUACGCUUUCAAGGCAAUAACAACUUGCUCAUUGCUUCUUGAGAAUGCUUGUCUCUUGCCUCUCUCUCUCUCUCGCUCGCUCGCUCGCUUGCUUGAUCGCACGUUCACUCGUGUUUCUUUUUUAGUUUGUGUGACUUGGCGCGUGGUUUGCGUGUGUGAGUGUGCGCAUAGGGUGUGUCGAUUGUCAAUCCCUCUCUCUUACUCUGAGCUGCAUAAUGGGAUGAACGGGCACUUGUGCAUGUCCCCGUCGACCUAAACAUGUCUGUCUUCGUAGUAUUCAGUCGAGGAGAGGAGUGGAGAUCGAAGUCCUUCAUUAGACUCGGUCAGAUAAAGACCCGUGUUGUGUACGUAAGAAUUAGCACGGUUGCGUCCAGUCUGGACAUAACAAGUCCGUCAGUGGACUUGCUUGCUUGUCUCGCUGGCAAUGCUCACAUCUUCCUGGGUUGAAGUUUUUCGGCGGUGAAGGCUGUCCGUUGUUCGAGUGCCCACCAAACUCUGUAAUUUUAGUGUACAUGUGAAACUCGGGCCGUUUCUAGUGUCGACAGUCUUCCCUUCGCCUAAAAAUCCUUCUUGCAUUUGAGGUCUCUUUUCUUGGACAUUUGGCUUGUCGAGGUCUUCCUUUUUUUUUGAACUGGUUGUGCUUUGUGGCUUUGUCCGCUCCACCCACUUUUAGGCAUCGUAAGACCGGGACCGAUCAUCUCCCCCCACCUCUCUCUCUCUCUCUCUCUCUCUCUCUCUCUCUCUCUCUCUCUCUCUCUCUNUCUCUCUCUCUCUCUCUCUCUCUCUCUCUCUCUCUCUCUCUCUCUCUCUCUCUCUCUCUCUCUCUCUCUCUCUCUCUCUCUCUCUCCCCUUCCUUUAAAGGGUGUUUUGCCAACAUCCUACAGAGUAGGAUUCGUCUAAUCUUUUUCAUAGACAGGAGGAUGGGAUGGGGGAAGGCCAUAACUGUUCCGGUCUUGGCUCUUCGAUAUUUUCAUUUAUCUGUUUGGAAAUCUUAUUUUCUUUAAGAGACAACCUGCAGUUAAAUUUAACUCUGCUAAGAAUUUCAGUUUGUUCUGCAGUAACGCUUUUUUUGAGGUGUGAGUUUGGCCCUAGGCCAUGGCUUAGA
Molecule: messenger RNA, 4356 nt
Organism: Chara braunii
Lineage: Eukaryota; Viridiplantae; Streptophyta; Charophyceae; Charales; Characeae
Source: the annotation of a GenBank genome assembly